Molecule: messenger RNA, 1107 nt
Organism: Chlorella variabilis
Lineage: Eukaryota; Viridiplantae; Chlorophyta; Trebouxiophyceae; Chlorellales; Chlorellaceae
Exons: 3
Molecular function (GO): hydrolase activity
Source: RefSeq, a predicted model, not a curated record
CUUGCCGUCCCGGGCUUCAUUGACCUGCACGUGCAUGUGUGCGGCGGUGGCGGGGAGGCCGGGCCCGGGAGCAGAACCCCCGCCCCCCGAGGCCUGUCGGAGCUUCUGCAGGCAGGCCUGACUUGCGUGGUGGGCGUCUUGGGCACCGACAGCGUGAGCCGCACGCAGGAGAACCUGGUGGCGCAGGUGCAGGGCUUGAACGAGGACGGCAUCACCGCCUACUCCUGGUGCGGCUCGUACCGCCUGCCGCCCGCCACCAUCACCGGCAGCGUGCAGCGCGAGCUGUGCCUCGUCGCCAGCUGCCUGGGCGUGGGCGAGGUGGCGGUGUCAGACCACCGCGGCUCGGCACCCACCCCCGCAGACCUGCUGCGCCUGGGCCUCGAGGCGCGGGUGGGCGGCAUGCUGUCGGGCAAGGCGGGCAUCGUGCACUGCCACAUGGGGCCCGGCGCGGCGCGGCUGCAGCCGCUGCGCGACGCGCUGGCCUGCGGCGCCGGCGACCUGCCCGUCACCGCCUUCCACCCCACCCACAUGGAGCGCAGCCCAGAGCUGGUCGCCGACGGCGCCGCCUGGCUGGCGGAUGGCGGCACGCUGGACCUCACCUGCAGGUGGGGUGCGGGGCUGAGCUCUCCCUCCCAGUGCCGUGCAGCCCUGAGGCUGUACCGCGACAAGGGCCUGCCUCUGGAGGGUGUCACCGUGUCCACAGACAGCUAUGGCAGCCUGCCUGUGUUUGACGCCCAGGGGCGGCUGGUGCAGUACGAUGUGGCAGACCCAGGCGCCAUGCUGCGCUUCCUGCGGGCCAUGGUGAUGGAGGAGGGCUGGGCGCUGGAGGAGGUGCUGCCGCUGAUGACGCGCAACCCCGCGGCACGCCUGAAGCUGGAGCGCAAGGGCCGCAUCGCUGUGGGCUGCGACGCCGACAUCCUGCUGCUGGAGGUGAGGGGCCAGGGGAGGCGGGCGGGGGCGGUCUGUGGCAGGACAGCCUCCCCAGGAGGGAUGCUUGUGAUGCAGCAUGCGGCCACAGGGCCCUCAUGUCCAGGCACGCAUCCCCCACGGCCUUGCAGGCGGACACUCUGGCCCUGCAGUACGUGGUGGCUAGAGGCGAGGUGGUGA